AAAAGUCGUGGUUUUUAAUUUGUCAUACGUGGACGUUUUUGUGUCAAAAUAAAACUAAUAUGUUAAUAAAUAUAUUUUUCUUUAUAAUUUUAUAGGUGAAAUAUAAUGUGGAAGAAACCGGAUCCGGACCCUGGUGGCCAGGGCCCCGAGCCACCCAGGGAAAUAAAAGAUUUGCGAGAUCAAAACGAACAGCAACAAGUACUUAUAGCUCAACUGAAAGAAAUGUUGAGGAAAGAACAAAGUACUGUCCCGCAAGAAAAAGUUGAAGAAUACGUAAAUACUCUUAGUAAAGUGAAAGCUAAAAAAUCUAGAUUAAAGAAAGACGAACUUGGCGGUGUAGAGAGAAGUAGCGGUAGUUCUAUGGAUAAUAAGAAACAUGAAAGAGUCAACUUAUUGAAACAACAAUUGGAGGAAAAUAAGGCUAGACUUGCGGAAAGAGGUAUGAGGCAAAAGGAUAUUGAAGAAAUGGUGACUGCUAUUAAAACUCAACUUAACGACUCUCAGCCGAUUAUUAAUGUAACUCAAACGUCUGAAAAGAAUUUAGAUUAUAACAAAAGCACCAAUCCGGAAGAACUUUACAACAUACUUUUGGUUAAAGAGAGAAAAAUAACUGACCUUUUGGAAAAAACGCAAAAGCAGGAAGGUAUUAUAUUGGAUUUACAAGAGAAUCUUAAGGAAAAGGAUCAAGUUAUCGAUGCCAGAACUAAAGCUAUAACUUUGAUGACUGAUAAUUUGAGUAAAAAGGGAAAAGAUACACUAGAUGCUUUAGACGAAACUAAAGAGCAAAUGAGGAAGAUGCAAGAGAAUUUCAUUAUUUUGGAAACUGAGAUGAAAGCUCGGCAGAUGGUUUUGCUCAAUGAUUUGAAGUCGAAAAAUUUGGAAAUCGCGGAACUUCAAGAACAAAAUGAAAAAUUAAUUGAAGAGAAAAAUGAAAUAGUAAGAAAUUCCGUAACGUCAGAAAAAUCUGAGGUCAAUAAUCACGAAAUUAUCAUUAAGGAUCUCCAACAAAAAUUAGCAGAUUCUAAAACUUUAAUAGAAGAAUAUACCACGAAAAUUAAAGAUUUAGAAUCUAAAGUUGAAGUAAUUGAAGAAAGCCAUAGCCCCUCGCAAAAUUCGACUAUAGAAAAACUCAAAAAACAAUUAGAUGAAAGUAACAAAAAUAUGAUUAAAGUGAAAGCUCAAAAUAAGAGUAAAAUCAAGGAAUUGAACAAAAAAUUGGACGCUUUCAAGAAAAUGAGCGACGCCAAUGUUAUGAUUGUCAAUUUACAAAACGAAAUAACCAAAUUGAACGAGAAAAUUGCUGAAUUAGAAGAUGAAAAAGGAAACGUGCAGCUGAAGAUGGUCGAAUCAAUUGAUACUUUCAAAGGUUCUCUCUAUGCAGAGGAAGUGAAGGAAUUGCAAGAUAAAUUGAACAGGAACGCCGAAGAAUUUGAGGAAAAAGAAAAAGUGAUCGGAUUAUUAGAAAGUGAAAUAAUUUCCUUAAAAUCGAAUAUAACUGAUUUAACUGAACAAAACGAGAGAUUGUCUCAAUUGCAAAACGAUCAAGUUACUUUCGAAAUGAAAUCCAUCCAAAUAGAAGAACAAUUGGAGCAAUCGCGAAAAGAAAAUAAUAAAUUGAGAGAAGAAAUUGAAAAACUUAAUAAAGAAAAGGAUGAAUUGUUUGAAAAAAUCGAAGAAUUUAAAAAAGAAAAAUUAGAUCUCUCUACUAAAUUAGAUAAUUAUAUCCAGGAAAAUAUGGAAUUAAUUGAUAAAUUAGAAAAGCUGAGUGCUGAAAAAGUUUCGUCUGCGGAAAGUAUAGAGAUAGUGGAAGGUUUAACGCAACAAGAGAAGCUGGAAUAUCAAAAGAAUAUGGAAGAACCUUCGAAGGCUUUAGAUGAAGAAGUAGCACCAUCUGAAUUAAACGAAACCGUUUCUCAGCUAACAGAAGAUUCGACAGAAUUAUUGAAGAGAAUCGAAAUGUUUAACGUUGAAAGGAAAGAAGUUAUGUUGAAAUUAGAUGCGUUAAGAGAAGAAAAUAAUCAAUUAUGUAUGAAGAUAAACGAAAUAGAAAACUACAGGGAUAUUUUAGUGGAAACUUACGAGCAAGUACAAAGUGAAAAAGACGAUUUACAAAAAGAAAAUAAACACCUCGUGGAAAAAUUAAAACGAUUAGAAGAUGUAGAUGAAGAUAAAGAAGAAAUUUCGAAAUUGCGAAACCUACAGGGCGAUUACGAAAAGUUGUUGGAAGAAAAUAAAUACCUCGAAAAAUCCCUCAAAGAUUUAGAUUCGAAUAUACACGAAAAGGAUAAUUUAGAAACAGAAUUGAUGGAAACUAAAGAAAAAUUAAGCGAAUUAGAAGAUAAACUAAAAGAAAAUAUUGAAGAAAUUACUAAUUAUCGAUUGAUAAUUGAAGAAAAUAAAACUGAAUUAAUAAAUUCUUCGAGUUUGAUUAAUAAACUUCAAACCGAGUUAGGUGAAAGAGAAAACGACGUCAAGGAAUUAAACGUAUUGAUAAACGAUCUAAAUACUGUAGUCGGGGAUUUACAGGUAGCCAACGAAAAGUUAGGCAACUUUGAAUUCAUGGAAAAUCAAGUAAAAUCCCUAAACGAACAAGUCCAAGAUUUUAAAGAAGAAAUCGCUUUUAACAAAUCAGAAAACGAAACUUUAUACGACGAAUUGAAGCGUAAAGAAGAAAUAAUAAAAAAUCUGGAAAAGCAACUACAAGAAAAAGAUACGAAAAUACAUGAAAUCAUCGAAGAAAUGAAACAAAAAUAUCUGGGACUUCAACAACAACUGGAUAACAAUAACGGUUCAUUGGAAACGCAGAUACAAGAAUUAUCCAAUAAAAAUAAAGAACAAUUGGAAAAAAUGAAGAAAAUAGCGGCGAAUUUGAAAAAGAAAACGCAGGCAUAUCAGGAAUUGGAAAGUAGGUAUAAGGAAGAAAAAGAAAAAUGGGAAACCGAAAUAAAUACCGACAAAGAGAUGAAUGAACUCCGAAUAGAAAUAGAAGCAAUAAAGGAGGAGAUAGAAGAGAAAACUUUAGCUUUGGAUAAUUCCGAAAGGAAAUUAAAAGAAAUGUCGGAUAUAAUCGAUACGUUACAACAACAAAAUUCAGAUUUGCAAAAUAUGUUGAUAGAAACUCGACAGAAGCAAGAAAAAAUAACAGAAGUAAGUUUAAAACAAGAAUUAUCGAGGAGUUUACAUGAGGAAUUCGAUAAUUUACACGGAAGUAACGAAUCGACAAACGAAGAUAAAAUAAACGAAUUGCAAUUGAUAAUAGAAACGAAUGAAUCCGAAUUGAAUCAUUAUAAAGAACGGAACGAAAAAUUGGAACAGGAUCUCGGUAGAUUAUUGGAAGAAAAAGAAGAUUUAACUAAUAAAUUUAAAGAUAUCGAAGAUAAAUUGAUUAUAAAUGAAAAUAAUUUGAAAGAAAAGAUAUUAAUGGAAAAAGAAAUGAGCGAAAAGCUCAAAGAUAUAACUAACAAUGAAGAAGUCUUAAAGACUGCUUUGGAAGAAAUCAAAGAAGAAAAUGGAGAUUUGAUAAAGAGAAAUAGAGAACAAGAAGAAUUGAUACACAAAUUGAAAGUGAAAGUAAAAAAAUCACAAGAAAAAGUUGGACAAUUGAAAAUUGUACAGGGUAAUUUAGAAGAGCAGGAACAGGUGAACGCGGAAUUGAAAAAACAAUUGAUACAUUUAGAAACUGUACAAAAACAGACGCAGAUGGAAAACGAGGAAUUACAAAAGCGAAACCAAAGAGAUUACGAAAAAAUUGAAAACGAUUAUCAGAUACAAUUGGAGGAAUUGAUAGGAAAGAAUAACGAAUUGACGUUCCAAAGGGAAAAACUAGAAGAAACGGUCAAGGUUCUAAAAGAAAGAGAAGAAGAAUUAUCGAUAGAAAAUAACGAAUUGAAAGGAAAAAUAAAUAGAUUAGAAGAAAAUUUGUACCUAGCUUCGACCAAUUGGGAAAUUUCGAUGAAAAAAUCCAAAACUUUGGAACGAAAAUUGAUGAUAAAAGAUAAAGGAACAGAAACAGUUAACGACGUUAUUAACGAAGCCAAAAAAAAAAUUUACGAUUUAAAUACAAAAGAAACACAAACCGAAGAAAAUAACACCAAAGAAGAUUUAGAAACGAAAAUAAAAGCGUUAGAAAUUUUAUUGUUUAACGUCGAUAAAGAAAAUGAAAAAGUAGUCGAUGAUUGCUCGGAUAUGUUUAACGAAUUUACUAAAUCGCUUUAUAAAAAACUGGAAAACAAACCGGAAGAUUCGUUGGAAUGUCAAAUAAUGUCGAACGAAGAAAUCGACGGUCUUCGAGAUCCCGAUUCGCUUCGACGAUUAGAAUACGAAAAAUGCGAAAACGAAUUUUUAGGUUAUCAAAAUGAUCCGGUACAAGAAGAACCGAUCCAACAGUCGAAAGCUUACUUGACUUAUCAAAUAGGGGAAGAAAACGACGACGGAUGGGCUUGGGGACCAGAAGAAGUUAGAUUAGAAGAAGAACAUCAAUACAGAAACGAAAACGUUCUAAAAACACAACUGAACAAAUUACAAGCCGAUAACGAAACGCAUCAAAAAGAAAUCCAACAACUACAAAUCAAAAUCGGUAAAUUAACGAAGAAAUGUAAAGAACUGAAGAUGAAAAACGAAACAUUGUCAAAACGGACUGCUACUAAUAAAAACGAUUUCUUCGAUUUGGAACAGACGAUACAAGAUGAAUUGAAAAUGCAAGUGGAGGAAUUGGAAAAAAGAAUCGAAGAAUGUACUGGAUUAUUGAAUAAAGAAAAAGAAGAAAAAGCGAAAUUAUCGAACCGAUUAGAUAUACUCACGGUUACCAACGAAAAAAUGAUGCAACAAAAAGAAAUACAAGAUUGCGAAUUACUAAAAUGGAAAAGGAAAUACGAGGAAUCGUUAAAUUCGUUCGAUUGGGAAGAAAAUCGAAUUAUUUCCAAAACAGAUGAUGUAGAAGAAUCCAAAGAAAAUAUAGAAGAAUUGAAAACGUUGAUUAAAGAUCUGACGGCUGACAAUGAAGAGUUACAAGCUCUGUUGGACGAUCAAAAACAGCUAAGGGUGGAAUUAGAGAAAAGCAGAAACGUCGGUAACGAAACGAGGAUGCGAAACUUGGAAGAAGAAUUGAAAAUCAAAAUCGAUCUAUUAGUAGAUUUGGAAAAGAAAUUUGUAAAAUUGAAAGAAGAAUUCGACGUUAAUUACGAGGAAAAGGGAAAACUGUUACAACAAAUCGAUUUUCUUGAAGAAAAAUUGAAAAUUGAAACUUCAAAAAUUGAAGAAAUUAAAAUUAUCGUUAACGAUUUAACAAAAGAAAAUGAAGAAUUGCGAAUUUUAUUGGAAAAUCAAAAACAAUCGGAGAUGGAAUUGGAGGGUAACGGGGUGCGAAUCUUGGAGGAGGAAUUGAAUAAAAUAAUCGAAGAAAAACGUGUAUUAGAAGAAGAAUUGAAAAUAAAAAUCGAUUUAUUAGUAGAUUUGGAAAAGAAAUUUGUAAAUUUGAAAGAAGAAUUCAACGUUAAUUGCGUGGAAAAGGAAAAAAUGUCGAACCAAAUCGACGUUCUUACAGCUGCCAAUGAAAAGUUAACUGAUUUAAAAGAAACGCAAGAAAAAUUAAAAUUGGAAGCUUCCAGAUACGAAGAAAAAGAAAAUAUUGAAAAACUAAAAAUAAUUGUCGAUAAUUUAACAAAAGAAAAUGAAGAAUUGCGAGUUCUGAUACAAAAAGAUUCAGAAGAAGAAUUAAACAGACUCAAAAACGAAGAAUUACCUAAUAAAAUCAAUUUAAUAGAAAAUUUAGAAGAAAAAUUGACACGAAUACAAGAAACCAAUAAAGAAUUGUCGAUGGAAAAAUCUAAUUUGGUCCAACAAUAUCAAAUACUUUAUUCGGAAUUUGAAAAAUUAAAAGAAAGCAGUUCGAACGUUAUCAAUAACUUACAGGGUGAAUUUGAAACGCAACGCAUAAAGGAAUUGAGUGGAAAUAGAGCGGAAAAUCUCGAACAAUUGAUCGAUAUAUUUAAAAGAAACGAAGAAGAAUCGAAAGGAAAAUAUAUGGAAAUCGAACGGCGAUAUCAGAACCUUCAAGAUACGUCUUCCAGGAAUAUACUCGAAUUGCAAACGGAAUUGGAGGAAUCCAGGAAACUUCAAAACGAAACUAAAGAAUCGAGCGAAAAAAUCGAAGAAUUACGAACAGUAAUCGAGGAACUUCGUAAAGAAAAACUUGCUUCCGACGAAGAAAUUGAAACGUUGAAGAACGAUUUGAACGCCAAACAAAUGGAAAUGGACAGAAUCGUUACGGAAAUGGAAAAUAAAUUGGUCGAUACCGUUACAGAUUUGGAGGAAAAAUGGGCGGCCCAAGUCGACGAAAGGGGUAAUACAGUCGCCGAAAGUUGGAAAUAUCAUUUGAGUAUAGUCGAAACUGAUUUUGCUGCUAUACAAGAAAAACUUAAAAAUGAAAUUAACGAUUUAGAAGAAAAAUGUAAUAGUCUGGUAAACGAAAAUAACGAAUUAAGAAAAAACGUCGAUGUCGAAAUUAAAAACGAAGUCGAUAGAAUUUCGGCUCUACAACAACAGAUAAAUGACAGACAACGCGCGAUUAACGAUUUGAACCAAUUGCUAAUUAACGAACAGACAGAAAAAUCCGCUUUAGCCAAACAGGUGGCCGAUUUCGAAGCUAUCCAACAACUAUUGGCCGAUAAAGAAGUGGAAUUGUCCAGUUUGAAGACGUUAGCCGAAACGACUCGUCAACAGUUGGACGAAAAACGCGAAGUCGUCGAAGAAAUUGUGAAAGUAUUGGAAAGAAACACGUCGUUUCCUCUGUCCUGCGAAAAACAGGAUAUACUCGUCGAAAUUCAAAGGCAGCUCGGUUUAUCAGCGGAAAACGAACGACAAGUUGAAACCCGAAUCGAAAAUAUGAAUAUUGAAUUGCAAAAUUAUCGCGAAUCGGUUCGAGAAAAAGAAGAGGAGUUAAUUCGAUUGCGAUCUCAAUAUAGCGACGGUCAAGAAAAAGAUUUGCAAAUAGCGAAAUUGCAAACGCAAGUGGAUCAGAUUUUGGUAAAAGAUCGAGAAAUUUUGGAACUUCGACAAAAUGUCGAAUAUCUAAAAGAACAAUUACAACAGUUGAAUGAAAAAGAAAAUGAGAUUUUGAGGUUACAAGAAAUUGUGGAAGAGUAUAAGCAUCGACAAGAAACGGAUCAACAAGAAUUAUUGAACAUGCAAAAACAGUAUAACGAAGCACAAUACGCUGCAGAAGAAUUAAAACUUAAACUCGAAGAGUACCACCAAAGUAAUAUAAAUCUUCAGACUUUGGUAGAUGAAAAAAAUCAGCAGAUUACAUUAUUAAACCAACAAUUACAACUUUCGAUGGACAACAAAGACACACAUAAAUUAGAAACGGAAUUAUCGCAGUACAAACAAGAUUAUUUAAUUCUUCAACAAUCACUUGCCGAAUGUCAACAACAUCUUUUCGACAUCACUCAAGAUUUAGCGACAAAAUCGCACGAAUGCGAAACCCUCAAUCAACAACUCUCCUAUUCCCAACAAAACGCCGAAUUGCUGCAAAUUGAAAUCAACAAAAUAAACGAAACUUUAAUCAACAAAGAACAAGAAUACGCCUUAUCGAUGGAGAAUUUAAAAACAACCCGUUACAAAGAAUUGGAAAGCCAUUACGAAGAACUGAUAUCAGUCAAAGAUUUAGACGUUGAAGCUCUAAAAACCCAAGUGGCCGAAUCCCUUUACAACGCCAACGAACAAUACAGGGUCAGAAUGGAACUAGAACAACUAAUGAAACAACAACAACAAGAACAUACCGGAUUGAAAGAAGAAUUAGAAACUAGACUUCGACAAUUGGAAGAAAAACUUGCAGAACAAUCGACGUUAGCCGAAGAAGAAAAUAAACAAUUAGACGAGAUGAGGGGUAUAAUCGAAGAGCAGGUCGUUAAAAUUGAACAAUUGAAAAAAGAAUUAUUCGAAAAGAGUAAAGAUUACGACAGUUUAAUCGCCGAAAUGGACAUCAGCAGGAACGCUAUCACUCAACAACCCGUAUCCACAGGAAUAAGGAUCGGUUCGCAAUCCGAAAAACAACCAGUUUCCGAUGACGAUCUAUCCGCAACCGUAAACCGAGCAGAAUUAGAUAUAGCUUUGUACAUGUUACAUCAAAGAGACGUACGUUGCGAAGAACUAACCGUCGAAUUAACCCACUUAUUAGAAGAAAGAGACACCUUGCAAUUGAGAUUAUCUAAUGCCAUUAGAGAAAAAGAAGAAAUACGAAGAAAAUAUAGCGGAACUAGUCCAGUUGAACAGUCGAUUUCUUCGAACAUGGUACCUGAAAGUACCGAACCACCUUUGGAAGCAUCCAGUACUGAAAUAGCUAGUAAACCACAGGAAAAAAUAACUAAACAAGAUCUUGCUAGCAAGUUAUCGGAAUUGAAACAAAUCGGUUACAAAAAAGAUAAGACGUUUGUGGAUGAACAAGAACUUAGGAGUCUACAACAAAUGUCGAUAAUGCAACAACACAUUAAAGAAGUCUCUAAAUUACCACCGGAAGCCGCUGCUAAAUUAGUGGACGCUAGUUAUACGCUUUCGCGGGAUAUCCAAAGUCCUUCCAAAGUACUCCUCAAUUGGUUGUGGGGUAGAAGCACUCCAAAAGUGAAUGAUACAUAACGUUUACCAUGUAUGAGACUUACUUAUUAAGUUAUUAAUACUUACGUGCCUAAAAA
Diorhabda carinulata is the source of this 8687-nucleotide messenger RNA. RefSeq names its product golgin subfamily B member 1-like. The transcript is spliced from 15 exons. The coding region runs from base 106 to 8631 and encodes 2841 amino acids. Lineage: Eukaryota; Metazoa; Arthropoda; Insecta; Coleoptera; Chrysomelidae. The record is from RefSeq and is a predicted model, not a curated record.